CCCCCCACACACUCUGUCCCCUUCCUCCACCCCUAGGCUGGUUGCAGUUAGCUCACGGGGCUUGGGCUUCGGCUUGCAAGAGUUUAGGGGGCAACGAACAGAGUGACCCUGGGGGUGCCCACGCCCGACAGCCGCCCCGACGCCUAGGACCUCCGGGCAAGGAUGCAGCAGGGGGUUUAGGGAAGCACUUCUAUCCCCUCCUCUUCUGAGCCCUGGCAGGGUGGUUUCCCAUCCCCCUCAAGAUAUUCAUGGAUGGAUGAGAGGAGCUGACACUGAUCUUCCCCUCUGGGAUCACCUUUUCUUCGGCCAUGGAGGAAGCCCUGUUGCCCCUGGCCAUGACUUCUGACCCCAGGCCCUUUAAUCAACAACUCCCAGAGCCUCCAGACCCAAGAUGUGCCUUGGAACCCCAGGACAAUCCUGAACUGGCACCCGCCCUGGUGUGUGCUCUUUGCUGCUGCUUUGGAAUCAUCUACUGCUGCUUCGGCUACCGCUGCUUCAAGGCAGUAAUGUUUCUCUCGGGCCUGUUGUCGGGAGCUCUGGUGAUCUUCCUGCUGUGCCACAAGGAGCGAGUGCUAGAGACACAGCUGAGCCUGGAGGUGAGCGCGGGCAUUGCGCUGGGCAUCGGACUCCUCUGUGGCCUGGUCACCAUGUUGGUUCGCAGCGUUGGGCUCUUCCUGACUGGUCUCCUGCUAGGCCUGACCCUGGGUGCCGGGGCCCUGCUGGGCACAGAGCCCAUCUACCAACCACCUUCAGCCUGGGUGCCAGCUGGGGGGUUGGUGGGGCUGGCACUCCUGGGAGCCCUGCUCACGCUUCGGUGGCCACGUCCAUUCACAGUUCUGGGCACAGCCCUGCUGGGUGCUGCAGUGCUGGUGGCCUGUGCUGACUACUUCCUAGAGGGGCUGGCACUGGGCAGUCGGCUGGGCCAACGCUUGCAGGCACUUCCAGCCUUGCCUCCUCUCUGCUGGUAUAGCUGGGUCUUGCUGGGCACCUGGCCAGCCCUGGGGGCCCUUGGGGCCCUGGCCCAGUGGAAGCUCAUGGAUGAGGAACAUGGAGGCCACGCCAAUGCAGUGGUCUUGAGCCACCAGCGAAGGCAUCUUCAACUCCUUCGGAUCCGCCAGCAAGAGGCCAAGUUGCACCGGACAUCCGCUGGGGUGGGGCUCUGUGAAGGCAGCUACCGGCGCCAGCUUCCCCCCAAUACCCGGAGCCCCGCUGAUAGUCUGGCUCCCAGUUAUCUCCAGAGCCUUCGAGAGCGCCAACUGGGACCAGGCCCCCAGGCCACAGCCCCCCACACCAUCCUGGACCUGGAUUCUGACUGUGGUUCCACUGUACCCCUCACCACACCUUCUGGUUCCACCCGGACCUGAGCCUAAACCUGAUGCUUCGACCCCUAGCAAGGGCCUUGGAACACCAAGUGUGCAGGGCCUGAACCCACAGGACCCGCACACAAACUUCCCCACCUCUGUCACUGGGGAUAGAAUCUGUACUCCAACCCAGACCAGUCCUGUAGGGAUAUGUUUCAGGGACAGAUAAAGGGGAAUCUUGUAGGGAGGGGAGAGGAAUGGAAGGCUGAAUACCUACCUCUGUCCAAUUAUAGAGGUGCCCUGCCCCUAGAGUAACUGGCUUCCUAAUUCCCUCGAAACCAAGGAGGGCCCUUACCCAAAGAGCCUUUUACAUACUUGCCUCAGUGUGCCUCACGAUGGUAGAUUAGGGGGUUUUGUUGUUGUAGGACCUACAGAAAACCAGGUAGCUCCCUAAAGCACUUGAUAGCUAUUUGAUGGGGAGAAGGGUACAGAGGAGCUCCUGGCUUCCAUAGGCUCAAGUCCCGUUCUCCUACCUCAUUUGGGAAUACAGUCCUCCAUGGUGCUUCCCUUUCUCUCCUUAAUGUGGGGAAGACCACGGGACAAUGCAUGGCACAGAACCUGCCUCCCCCCACAGCUGUCUACUUCUCCAAGGGGAGACCAUUGGCACACAUGCCAGAGUCUUGCCCUUUUGCCCAAAGCAGCCUGGUCUUCACCGCUGCAUGGGAGACAAGUGCCUUCUCUGCUUCUCAUUGUAGGUGAUGCUCAUCUCUUUCACUAGAACUUUAUCCCAGCCACUAACCCAUUAUAACUCCCUCCUCUGAUUUUCCUGCUCAGAGUCUGUUCCCUGGUUCCCUGGACAGCAUGAAGGAAGAUGUGUUCCUCCCCUGGGCAACAGAGCUAUGAUGGGAGGGAGGAAGAAUAUGGAGCAUGUGAAUAAAAAGGCAUUGAACACUGAA
Messenger RNA from Mustela erminea (ermine), 2257 nucleotides. RefSeq names its product transmembrane protein 198-like. Gene Ontology annotation, cellular component: plasma membrane; vesicle membrane. The transcript has 5 exons. Bases 309 to 1364 code for a protein of 351 amino acids. NCBI's taxonomy places the organism in Eukaryota, Metazoa, Chordata, Mammalia, Carnivora, Mustelidae. The record is from RefSeq and is a predicted model, not a curated record.